AUGUGUGACCUCCAACGGCCGGCGUGCGGGCAGUGCCUGAAGUCCGGCUUGGAGUGCGGCGGCUACGACAGGCAGCGAAUCUUCAUCAACCACACCAGCACCGCCCAGUCAUGCGCCCUAACCACUGUUGCACCUCCGACGCGUCGCAUCCCUGUUGAAUCCUCCGAGCGCGCAGCGAAGCCACUUGAGAUCGUCCUGCCUGAUGCGCUCACCCGCACCGCCUACGAGCUGAAGUCACUCGGUAUGUUUUGGGAGGCUUACCUGCCACAAGGCGUGCCUUUCACUUCUGCAAACGCUCAGUUUACCACUGGCUCCUGGCUUGGUAUCAUCGACUCCAUUUUCCACCGCGAAGACUGUCUCAAGCAUGCGCUGCUGGCCAUGAGCCUGGCCACUGUCGGUCGCCAACGGGGUGAUCCCUGGAUGGUGAACCAGGGUUACGCAUCUCACGGCAAAUCUUUGAGAGAGAUGGCCUACGCUCUACAGUCGCCCGAAAGAGUGAAAAAGGACGAGCUCGUCGCCGCUUCCAAACUCAUGGGACUAUUUGAGAUCCUCUUUGGAGCCGACGAUAGAGACGAUGCCGCCCAAGCGCGCAGUUGGAGUAGCCACAUCAAGGGUGAAUUGGUGCUCAUCCAGGCAAGAGGCCCGCACGCACACAUGCAUGGCCAAGCCCAUCAGCUCUUUGUCGACGGGCGCUUCUCUAUGAUGAUCCAAGCCGCAAGAUCAAGAAAGAAGAGUGUAUUCAGUGAGCCGCAAUGGAAAGAAAUACCCUGGCAGGUCAUCCCGAAAACCCCCAAGGACGCUCUUCUUGACAUCAUGGUCGAUCUUCCAACACUUAUGGAGAAAUUGGAUAACUUUGUCGAAGGCGAGCACGAAGAGGGCGUGACGAAGGUUCUCCGGGAAGCACUCAUGCAAGAAUGCUGGGACGCCGACAGACGCCUCCUGGAAUGGGUCAGGACCAUGAAGUUCUUCGUCGACGUGGACAAGGUCGCCCAUGUAGAACAGGUGGGAAACUUCGCUGUCGCACAGCUGAUAUACUUCUACUGGGCCGCUUGCAUCAUGCUGUUCAGCAUCCUCCAAUCUGCGAAUAUGACGUCGGCUCAGCCGGAUGCUCUCCCGCCUCGGACCGACCCGCGCGUCUAUGCUCGAAAGAUCGCCCAUUCGGCCUCUUACUUUUUUGAGCCCGACGCGGGCCUGUUCGGCGCCCAUGUGGCGUCUUUCAGUAUAGGCAUGGCCUUGACCGUCCUCCGCAGAACGGGCACGAGUCCCCAGGACAAGGAAGACCACGAACUGCUUACCCGCGUCCUCGAUAUCCCUGGAGUCAACGCCACCAUCGGCAAGUUCCUCUACAGCAUGAGGGCCAGGUACGACGUCAACCAGUGCCAUCUCCGCGGCCCAGUGUCCUAA
Molecule: messenger RNA, 1404 nt
Organism: Lasiodiplodia theobromae
Lineage: Eukaryota; Fungi; Ascomycota; Dothideomycetes; Botryosphaeriales; Botryosphaeriaceae
Product: C6 zinc finger domain containing protein
Exons: 4
Coding region: 1-1404 (467 amino acids)
Biological process (GO): regulation of DNA-templated transcription
Molecular function (GO): zinc ion binding; DNA-binding transcription factor activity, RNA polymerase II-specific
Source: RefSeq, a predicted model, not a curated record